AUGUCGACAGCAAAAAACACGGCCCCCAACCAACCCGCAAAUGCUCCUGCGUCGGAAACACUCGAGGAAGGCGCCGGAGUGAUCAAGCUGGAUCCCUGGCUGGCACCCUACAAGCCUGAUCUCCUGGAGAGAUAUGCUGCUUACAAAAAAUGGAAACAGGCCAUCGAUGAACAAGGCGGCUACGAAAAGUUUACGCGUGGCUACGAGCGCUUCGGCUUCCAGAUUUCCGACAAGGGAAUCACCUAUAGGGAGUGGGCCCCCAAUGCAACCAAGGCCUUCUUGUUCGGCGACUUUAAUCAAUGGAAUCCUACGAGCCAUCCCAUGAAAAAGGACGAUUUUGGAGUAUAUGAGAUCUUUUUGCCCAACAAUGCAGACGGGACACUGCCUAUCGCACACAACUCCAAAAUCAAGAUCACCAUGAUCAAGCCCGAUGGUACUCGUAUCGAUCGGUUGCCAGCAUGGAUCCACCGCGUCACCCAAGAUCUGAGC
Messenger RNA from Gamsiella multidivaricata, 489 nucleotides. Its product is annotated as immunoglobulin E-set. Lineage: Eukaryota; Fungi; Mortierellomycota; Mortierellomycetes; Mortierellales; Mortierellaceae. The transcript has 4 exons. Gene Ontology annotation, biological process: glycogen biosynthetic process. Gene Ontology annotation, cellular component: cytoplasm. The annotation marks the transcript as partial. Gene Ontology annotation, molecular function: 1,4-alpha-glucan branching enzyme activity; hydrolase activity, hydrolyzing O-glycosyl compounds. The record is from RefSeq and is a predicted model, not a curated record.